AUGGAGGCAGAGAAAGACUCUGGAAGAAGAUUGCGGUCCAUCGGCAGAAGGCGGUACGCGGAGAGCGAGGACCUCUCGGAUGUGGAGGAAAUUGUCAGCAUCAGGAGUUUCAAUUUGGAAGAGAAAUUAAAGAGUAAAACGUACCACGGGGAUUUCGUCCAUGCCAUGGACGGAAAAGAUUUUACUUUUGAGUAUGUGCAAAGAGAAGCUCUCAGAGUUCCCCUUAUCUUCAGAAAUAAGGAUGGACUGGGAAUUAAAAUGCCUGACCCGGAUUUCACCGUCAGAGACGUGAAGCUAUUAGUGGGCAGCCGACGGAUAGUGGAUGUGAUGGAUGUGAACACGCAGAAAGGGGUUGAAAUGAGCAUGUCUCAAUUUGUGAGGUACUACGAAACACCAGAGGCCCAGCGUGAAAAGCUCUACAACGUCAUCAGCCUGGAGUUCAGUCACACAAAGCUGGAGAACAUUGUCAAGCGCCCCAAUGUGGUGGACUUAGUCGACUGGGUGGAUAAUAUGUGGCCACAGCAUUUGAAGGCAAGACAAACGGAUGCCACCAAUGCUCUUUCAGAGAUGAAAUACCCCAAAGUGAAAAAAUACUGUUUAAUGAGUGUGAAAGGAUGUUUCACUGAUUUUCAUAUUGAUUUUGGUGGCACUUCAGUGUGGUAUCACGUUUUCCGUGGGGGGAAGAUCUUCUGGCUGAUUCCGCCUACUCUGCAGAAUCUAGAACUUUAUGAAGAAUGGGUUCUCUCAGGAAAGCAAAGUGAUAUCUUUCUGGGAGACAGGGUGGAACGAUGCCAAAGAAUUGAGCUGAAACAAGGCUACACAUUCUUCAUUCCUUCAGGGUGGAUACAUGCGGUUUAUACUCCAGUAGAUUCUCUGGUGUUUGGUGGAAAUAUCCUGCAUAGCUUUAAUGUUCCCAUGCAGCUUCGCAUCUAUGAAAUUGAGGACAGAACAAGGGUGCAUGCCAAAUUCCGUUAUCCUUUCUACUAUGAAAUGUGCUGGUAUGUUCUGGAGAGAUACGUGUCCUGUGUGACCCAGCGCUGCCACCUCAGCAAAGAGUACCAGAAAGAAUCAAUGUUAAUUGAUGCAAAAAGACAACGCAGCACAGACAGCUAUUCAUCAGAUUCGUGGUUAGACAUGGAUGAAGAAUCUUGUGAUGCCCAUAUCCAGGAGGAGAAGGAUGACGGUGUGGAUAAGAACUCCAAAUCCUUGCUGGAUGGCUCCUCCUCACCCAACAGCACACACUCAGAGGAGAAGGAGGGUGCAGGAAGAAAACAAAAAGCCACAGUAAUGAGAUACCUGAAAAGAACUUUGUCUAAUGAAUCAGAUGACAGCGUAAAAUCAACGACCCCCACGGACUAUCCCAAAACACCAACAGGGUCUCCAGCUACAGAAGUUUCAACCAAAUGGACUCACCUCACAGAAUUUGAACUGAAGGGUUUAAAAGCCCUAGUGGAAAAGCUUGAAUCUCUCCCAGAGAACAAGAAAUGUGUUCCAGAAGGCAUCGAAGAUCCCCAGGCUCUCCUCGAGGACAUGAAGAACAUACUGAAGGAACAUGCUGAUGAUGACCAAAAUCUUGCCAUUUCGGGUGUCCCUGUGGUCAGCUGGCCCAAGAAGACCACAAAGAACAGGGCAGUUGGACGGCCCAAAGGGAAGCUGGGCACUGCUUCUGCGGUGAAGCUCGCGGCUAAUCGGACAACUGCGGGGGCCCGCCGGAGGAGGACGCGAUGCCGCAAGUGCGAGGCCUGCCUGCGGACAGAGUGCGGCGAGUGUCACUUCUGCAAAGACAUGAAGAAGUUUGGGGGACCGGGCAGGAUGAAACAGUCCUGCAUCAUGAGGCAGUGUAUCGCACCAGUGUUGCCUCAUACUGCUGUGUGUCUGGUGUGUGGAGAAGCUGGGAAAGAAGACACCGUGGAAGAGGAGGAGAGCAAGUUUAAUCUCAUGCUAAUGGAAUGCUCCAUUUGUAAUGAAAUCAUACACCCAGGAUGCCUUAAGGUGAAGGAAUCAGAUGGUGUGGUGAAUGAUGAGCUGCCAAACUGCUGGGAGUGUCCAAAGUGCAACCAUGCAGGGAAAACUGGAAAACAAAAGCGCGGACCAGGAUUCAAAUACGCAUCAAAUCUUCCGGGCUCGCUGCUGAAAGAACAGAAAAUGAACAGAGACAACAAGGAAGUAACAGAUGCUGCAAAAAGGAAAGGAGAUUGUGAGGAAACUCCCAGGAGGAAGUCAGAAGAACAUUCCAAAAAGACUCCAGUUGACUCAAUACUGAGGAGAAAAUCAGAUGAAGUGCAUCUGUGGAGGAAAAGGAAAUUCGAGAAACCCCCAGAACCCACCAUGAGAAAGCGGCUAAAACUUGGAAAAGAAGACAAACUCUUCAGGAAGAAGCGGCGAUCGUGGAAGGCUCCAGAUGACCGAACUGCCAUGAUCAAACCCCUGCGGCGCCUGAAACAGGAGCCAGAUGAUGACCUGCCAGAAGCACCCCCCAGGUCCAAGGAUAGUGACCAGUCACGGUCCAGCUCGCCCACUGCAGGUCCCAGCACGGAGGGUGCCGAGCCCAGGGACAAGAAGAAGUUCAAGAUGAGGAGGAAAAGGCGGCUUCCCAAUAAAGAACUGAGCAAGGAGCUCAGCAAGGAGCUUAACCAGGAGAUCCAAAAAACCGAGAAUAGCCUUGCCAAUGAGAAUCACCAACCCAUCAAAUCUGAACCUGAGAGUGAGAACGAGGAACCCAAGCGAGCUUUGAACAACAGCGAGAGACUCCAUAGGUUCAGUAAAGGGUUGAACGGGACUCCCCGGGAGCUGAGGCACCAGCUCAUCCCCAGCCUGCGAAGCACCCCGCGGGGAAUCGCCCGGCCGCCGCCCUCACUGUCUCCUCCCAAAUGCAUUCAGAUGGAGCGGCACGUCAUCCGGCCACCUCCCAUCAGCCCCCCUCCGGACUCGCUCCCCCUGGAUGACGGGGCAGCCCACGUGAUGCAGAGGGAAGUCUGGAUGGCUGUCUUUAGCUACCUCAGUCAUAGGGACUUGUGCAUCUGUAUGAGAGUUUGCAAGACCUGGAACAGAUGGUGCUGUGACAAAAGAUUAUGGACCAAAAUAGAUUUAAACCAUUGUAAAUCCAUCACUCCACUUAUGCUUAGUGGCAUUAUUAGGAGACAGCCUAUAACCCUUGAUCUUAGCUGGACAAAUAUAUCUAAAAAGCAGCUGAGUUGGCUUAUCAACAGACUGCCAGGUCUUCGAGACCUGCUGUUAUCGGGGUGCUCAUGGAUAGCAGUGUCGGCACUUUGUAGUUCCAGUUGUCCGUUACUCCGAACUCUGGACGUGCAGUGGGCAGAAGGGCUGAAAGACGCACAAAUGAGAGACCUCUUGUCACCGCCCACAGAUAACAGACCAGGUCAGAUCGACAACCGGAGCAAGCUACGGAACAUCGUGGAGCUGCGCCUGGCUGGCCUGGAUAUCACAGAUGCUUCUUUGCGGCUGAUCAUAAGGCACAUGCCCCUGCUCUCCAAGCUCAAUCUCAGUUACUGUAACCAUGUGACAGAUCAGUCUAUUAACCUGCUGACCGCGGUCGGAACCACCACGCGGGAUUCAUUAACAGAAAUUAAUUUAUCAGACUGCAAUAAGGUUACUGACCAGUGCCUGUCUUACUUCAAACGUUGUGGAAACAUCUGCCAGAUUGACCUGAGGUACUGCAAGCAAGUGACAAAGGAAGGCUGCGAGCAGUUCAUCGCAGAGAUGUCAGUAAGUGUUCAGUUUGGGCAAGUGGAAGAAAAACUUCUGCAGAAACUGAGUUAGUUAAAGGACACGUGU
Molecule: messenger RNA, 3795 nt
Organism: Indicator indicator
Lineage: Eukaryota; Metazoa; Chordata; Aves; Piciformes; Indicatoridae
Gene: KDM2B
Product: lysine demethylase 2B
Exons: 22
Coding region: 1-3780 (1259 amino acids)
Biological process (GO): regulation of transcription by RNA polymerase II; protein demethylation
Molecular function (GO): histone demethylase activity; DNA binding; zinc ion binding
Source: RefSeq, a predicted model, not a curated record